AUGGUCAGCGAUGGCGCUUCUUCAAUCUCGGUCACCGUUCGAGUCAGACCUUUCACGAUCAGGGAGGCUGCGCAAUUGACCAAAUGCGAUGAUACUACGAUCUUUCUUGGUGAUGGCUCACUAGCCCCUGCGCCUACACCAAAGCUGCUCCAAAAAGGCCUCCGACCAGUGAUUAAAGUUGUGGACGACAAGUGCUUAGUUUUUGAUCCUCCUGAAGAUAAUCCCGUCCAAAAAUACUCGCGAUCCCUAGUCCCAAGCGGCAAACGAGUCAAGGACCAGACGUUUGGUUUCGACCGCAUCUUCGAUGAAAAUGCAUCACAAGGCGAGGUCUACGAGGAAACAACCAGACCACUGCUGGACAGUGUUUUGGAUGGGUACAAUGCCACCGUUUUCGCCUACGGAGCCACGGGCUGUGGAAAGACGCACACGAUCACCGGAACAGUUCAACAACCGGGAAUAAUCUUUAUGGCCAUGCAAGAGCUCUUUGAGCGCGUCGGCGAGUCGGCAACCGACAAGGUCACCGAGAUAUCACUGUCUUACCUCGAGAUUUACAACGAGACGAUUCGCGAUCUUCUUGCGCCCGCCACUUCGAGGGGCGGCUUGAUGCUGCGAGAGGAUGCCAACCAGACUGUCUCGGUCGCCGGGCUUUCCAGUCACCGGCCGCAAAAUGUUCAAGAGGUGAUGGAUAUGAUCAUGAAGGGUAAUGAAAUGAGGACCAUGUCUCCGACAGAAGCCAAUGCAACUUCAUCUCGAUCACAUGCCGUCCUUCAGAUUAACGUUGCUCAGAAAGACCGGAACGCCAGCGUCGAGGAGCCCCACACCAUGGCCACGUUGAGUAUCAUCGAUCUGGCUGGGAGUGAACGUGCUAGUGCCACCAAGAAUCGCGGAGAACGCUUGCUCGAAGGUGCUAACAUUAACAAGUCUCUGCUAGCUCUCGGGAGUUGCAUCAACGCACUGUGUGACGUUCGCAAGCGUAACCACGUACCAUAUCGCAAUUCCAAACUCACUCGUCUCCUCAAGUUCUCACUUGGUGGCAACUGCAAGACAGUGAUGAUUGUGUGCGUGAGUCCUUCCAGUGCGCACUUCGAUGAGACGCAGAACACUCUCAGAUACGCCAACCGCGCAAAGAAUAUCCAGACGAAGGUCACACGGAACGUCUACAAUGUCAAUCGCCAUGUCAAGGACUUCUUGGUCAAGAUCGACGAGCAAAUGGCUCUGAUCAACGAAUUGAAGGCCCAGCAAAAAGACUCGGAGGCUUUGGCAUUUGUUAAGUUCAGAAAGCAAAACGAGAGGAAAGAGUCCAUCGCCCGCGAGGGCGUGCAGAGAAUCCGGACCGCGUACGAACACUCAGCGGCAGAAAGACAAGAAAGAACGAACAACAUGAUCAAGCUCAAGCAACUGGGCCGACGAAUCGCCAUGCUAUCUUCCUGGAUUGCUGCCUUUGAUGGUGUAUGCGACAGCUUGGAUGAAGAUGAGCCUAUGAAGAACUUGCAAGCAGUGAGGAAGACAGCCCAGGGCAUCUUGAUGGAAUUGGAGAGUGGCCGACAUCAUUGUCAACAGAAGGUGUUGAAGAGCAGCUGGGAUCGGGCAAUCAACACAGCAUUGGAUCAUAGCCUGCGCCAGCUGAAAGAAGUGGACACGGGCGAUAUGAUCGACUCGGAAACACUUCGACGAGAAGUGGAAUUGCUGAGAUCAAAUGCCGAAAGAGAAGCUUUGGCAGCUGUUGUGGACCAAGACAAGUUCGGGGAUGCGGCCACGAUCCAAAUUCUCUUGCAGGCUCAUUUCGAAACAGUGGCGGCCAUCGAGAACCUGAACAAAAUGAGCGUCGAUGAGGCAGUGGAGGCGGCAACCCAGAUCUUGGGCAAGAUGCUCAAAUCGGCUUCGAGCGCGGCCUCAUAUGUCGUCAAACCCGAUGGCAGCCUCACACCUGUCGAAGCGUUUGCGCCUAGCAAAGCGGGAACUCCCAAGAGACGCAAACACCACAUGAACACCUCGAUGUUGGAAGGCAGUCCUAUUCGGCCCAAGGCGGUAGCUGUUGUCGCUUCCCACCUCGCACCAUCCCCAGCCAAGGCGUCUCCUCGCCGUCGGGGACUCCUGGGCGGUCCCAAGAAAGGAGUCCAAGUUUCUUUCACUCCGAAGAAGAGGAAAUCUCCGGUGAAGGCUUCCAAACGGGUGGUGAGGUGGCGCGACGAUACGGAGGAUGGGGCUUUGGCCGAAUUCGAGAAAACUCCGCAGAAAUUCACCCCCUCGCCGAGAGAGGACUCAACCACCGAGAUCCCUCUGCCACAAGUCUCGGAUCUGACUGCUUCGCUGGCCCAACUGAACACUCAACCCGAGUCUCCACAUUCUUCGCCUUUACCUGCACCGCCAGAGGUGACCCUUGCCGCCCAGUCCAAGAGAGGUCGGUUCGAGGCCGGAUUCUUGGCGAAGAAGCUUGAAGGGUCGCCGAAUUCUUCCAGCAUGCUCCCGCCCAAGAUGACUUCGCUCUCGUCAUCGGACAGUGACGAGUCCCCACUGAGAGAACUUGAUCCGAGUAAAGCGGCCAAUCGAAGAUCACUGACCCCGAUGUCAUCAAAUAAGGCUGCGGGGAAUGUCGGUAGCGACAAUGCCAGCAAUUCGUCCGCUUCUAAUUCGGACACUGAGAACCAGGGCCAUCCGAGCAAAGACGAGGCUAUGAAGAUCCGUGACGCAGUCAGAAGAUCGAACUCAGUCCGUCGGUCCGGAGUCCACGGGUCACGCUCGCAACGUCACAGAUCCCCUACCGCCGCUUCUGGCUCGCCUCCCAACGACUCCAUGUUCGCCGCCGGCCACGUUAGGAGGAUGGUCAUGGGCAAGAACGAGAAGGAGAACGAGUGGAAAGUGGGUGUCUUGAGUCCUCGCGUACAAGGCAUCGUCAGCCAUAGCCGAAGCAUGGGCUCCAACGGCGGAAGACGUACGACUCUGAACGGAAUGGAUGUGAGAUCCACGCCCAACGCCGGGGACCGUGGUACAAUCAGAAUGAGCUCGAUCGUCCCUUCACAUGGUCACAGCCAUUCGACUUCCAGGGGUAGUUUAAUGCCUUCUGGCAAAGCAGUCUGGCGAUGA
Molecule: messenger RNA, 3084 nt
Organism: Capronia coronata CBS 617.96
Lineage: Eukaryota; Fungi; Ascomycota; Eurotiomycetes; Chaetothyriales; Herpotrichiellaceae
Product: kinesin family member 18/19
Exons: 2
Coding region: 1-3084 (1027 amino acids)
Biological process (GO): microtubule-based movement
Molecular function (GO): microtubule motor activity; microtubule binding; ATP binding
Source: RefSeq, a predicted model, not a curated record